Molecule: messenger RNA, 1014 nt
Organism: Gryllus bimaculatus (two-spotted cricket)
Lineage: Eukaryota; Metazoa; Arthropoda; Insecta; Orthoptera; Gryllidae
Source: the annotation of a GenBank genome assembly
AUGAUAUGGGGAAAGGUUCAUUUCCAUGUAGAUCCUAUUUGCCUUCGAAGCAAUAGAAGAGUGAUUAAACAAAUUGAAAUAUAUGAAGACUGUGGAGAAGCAGGAAAAGGACUGGAGAAUGACAAGUGUGAGCUAAAGGACACUGGAAAAGCAGCUUCUGAUGAAGAAGAAGGUGAGCUGGGUGAAGAAAAGGAAGGAGAACUUCAUCCACUUGUUACUGUAACUCAGAUAAACCCAGAAGAAAUUCCCGAUGUGCCUCCUAAUCGUUUCUUAUUCAGAGGAGAUAAUUCUGCAAAGAAAAGUAAAGAGGAGAAACCACCCGAAAGGCGUAGACGACCAAGAAUACGUGGUGUUACCAAGAGUGGACGACUCAUUAAAGGAAGAGGUGUUUUUAGGUAUCGUACACCAUCUCGCAGUCGGUCAAGAAGUGUGACACCUCCACAUUGGAAGCAAGCCCAACAGAGGACUAUCAAACUCAGUGAAUAUGAAAAGCAAGAACGAGAACGAAAAAAGCGAGAAGAAGAAAUAAAACGACGUGAAGAGGAGCGUAAAAAGCGACAUAUGGAGCGUGACAUGCAACAACGACAUGCUGAUCGGGAUAAACCUAAUGAGCAGCAUGAAAGAGACAAAGAGAAACGGAAUGAAGGAGAGACUGUGGUGCAGACAUCUGAGCCUGAAGAUGGUGAAGUUCAAACAAAUAUUACCAAUAUAGAUAAUGAUAUGCCACCAAUGUCAGGACAGGGCCCUGUUGACUACAAUGCAUUGGAUUAUGAAACAAUGGAUGGAGGUGUGUCUGAUAAAGAAGAAGAAGAAAAGAAAACAAAAAAUACUCCAUUAAGUGAGUGGUUUUGUAGUUCCGUGACGGAAAACCGGAAACCCGUGACUGUUGGCUACACUGCUGGCGUGUCAUGGACUCUUCGUAGAGGAUCACAUAGGGUAGUGCUUUCUGAAAACACUUGCAAGCAUUGCUUUAAACAUGAUGCUGAUCAAGAAACUAACUCUGGGAAUUUCUGA